Hippopotamus amphibius kiboko is the source of this 1863-nucleotide messenger RNA. RefSeq names its product ER membrane protein complex subunit 10 (gene EMC10). The record is from RefSeq and is a predicted model, not a curated record. NCBI's taxonomy places the organism in Eukaryota, Metazoa, Chordata, Mammalia, Artiodactyla, Hippopotamidae. Gene Ontology annotation, cellular component: EMC complex. The coding region runs from base 45 to 833 and encodes 262 amino acids. The transcript is spliced from 7 exons.
CGUUUGACUCACUCCAGCCUCUUGGCUGGUGGGAAGGGGCAGAAAUGGUCGCGCCCGGAGCUGGGGCGACUCGGCUGCUCCUGCUCUUGCUGAUGGCGGCAGCAGCCCCCAGCCGGUCGCGGGGUAGUGGCUGCCGGUCCGGGGCCGCUGUGCGGGGGGCCGGGGCGGAAGGUCGAGAGGGUGAGGGCUGCGGCACCGUGGGGCUGCUGCUGGAGCACUCAUUUGAGAUCGAUGACAGUGCCCACUUCCGGAAGCGGGGCUCGCUGCUCUGGAACCAGCAAGAUGGCACCUUGUCUCUGUCGCAGCGGCAGCUCAACGAGGAGGAGCGGGGCCGGCUCCGGGAUGUGGCGGCGCUGAACGGCCUGUACCGUGUCCGGGUCCCGCGGCGGCCUGGGGCCCCUGAUGACCCAGAAGCCAGUGGCUAUGUCUCUUCCUUUGUCCCCGCGUGCUCCCUGGUAGAGUCGCACCUCUCAGACCAGCUGAUCCUGCACGUGGACGUGGCCGGCAACGUGGUGGGGGUGUCGGUGGUGACGUACCCCGGGGGCUGCCGGGGCCACGAGGUGGAGGACGUGGACCUGGAGCUGUUCAACACCUCCGUGCAGCUGCAGCCGCCGGUCCCGGCGCCGGGGCCUGAGACAGCAGCCUUCAUCGAGCGCCUGGAGAUGGAGCAGGCCCAGAAGGCCAAGAACCCCCAGGAGCAGAAGUCCUUUUUCGCCAAAUAUUGGAUGUACAUCAUUCCCGUCGUCCUGUUCCUCAUGAUGUCGGGAGCACCGGAUGCCGGGGGCCAGGGUGGAGGUGGUGGCGGGGGUGGUGGUGGAGGGAGUGGCCGGUGAGGGGCCCGUGAGCGCCCCAUCCCCUCACCCGGGGGACAGCUUCCUGCCCAGCAUGCCUGUGUCCUUGGUCGUCCUAGGAAGGCUUCACCAGCUCCUCCCCUCUCUCUGUCCUGUGGGGGUAGGAGGGCUCCCGCUCCCCAGGAGUCCCUUCCCUCUGGGCCUUGGUUUUACUGUUGGUGGGAGGGGUGGCUUUGUUCUGGGCCCUGCUGUAGCCCCAGAGGCUUCCCUUUGCCACAGGUUAGAGCCCAAGCUGCUGGUCCAGCUCCGACCGCACGUCUGGAUCCCCCCACCCUGCCCCCCCAAGCCCUGCAGUUUGGGAACAUGCCUAGUUCUCUCCAGCCUCUGUGCCUUUGUCGUGGUCUCGCCCCGCCUGGCCGGGCUAGAUGAUCCCCCUGACUUAUCUGGCACUGGGUUGGGACGCCAGCCUCCUGCCUGCCCGCCCUUGAGGGCGCCCUGGGGCUCCUGGCAGCCCAGAGCUGGCACAGGGCAGGGGUGGGCUGGGCAUGCGCACCCCCUCUUCCACCCCUCUGCACAGCCCUGUCCCCCGAUCUGGCCUGUAGCUGCCCACGGUGGGAGUGGAGAAUUCCUGCCAUCGGGAUGCCAGGCCCUCCAUAGGCUUCUGGGCUUGAAGAAAUGAUGUUCAAAGUCAAAACAAAACAAACGUGGUGGAGGCAGGGACCGGAUGAUGUAAACAGAGCCGCUUCCCUGGCCUGGGCGUCUUCCCUGGGACUUUGCUGGGUCCUUGCCAUUUAGCUCCCCUCCUCCUCUUGUCUGUUUGAAAACUUUGACAAGGCAAUAUAUUGAAAUAGCUUGAACGUUUUGGAGAGGUACAGCUUGCAACAGCCCAAGGUAACUGUUGACUCAGCUAAGAGGCUGUCAGGAUGUACAGGCACUACUGAGUUCCGCUGGUCCCUGUGGGUUAUUCAGAAACACCAAAAAAUGGCCGCCGUUGUCAUGGUAACGGCCGCAUCAGGCCCCACAGUGUCUGUGUAGCAGUUUAUUAAACUGUCCCCCAAAUGUUUAGCGUUCA